AUGAAGAAAGUGCCGAGCAAACGAAUCCUCGCAAGAGUGCCACGCGUGCAUCUGCCGCAGAAACAAUACGGAUUCUGUUGCGAAGAGAAAUCUCAAGAUCCUGAGAAACGCUAUAAUAUGCGAAACCCGCCCUUCGUGUCCUCCUUGACGAACGUAUUCCUGAACAAUGGUGGACCCGCGGUAAAGUUCCGCGUUCAAGACAUCGGUCGCUCACCGUUUCCCAUACAAUUAAAGUUAAGAAUUCUCGAAGCCAAAGGCAUAGCUUCUUAUUUGGGACGUUCCAAGCGAUGUCGACGUCCUUUGCAAUGGUACUUGGAGGACGAAAUUGCGCUCGCGCGCGAAUUUUUUGCUAAAAAGAGACAGGAUAAUUACAACAUGAUUAUGAAAAGAAAUCUGAUGAUCGCCAGGCAAAAAGCAAGAGAACGCAAAAGACGCAUUAAGAGAAGAAAUUUGCGAAAGAUUACUCCAACAUUGAAAGUUACACAGGACAAUUGA
Cataglyphis hispanica is the source of this 495-nucleotide messenger RNA. RefSeq lists its product as uncharacterized. Lineage: Eukaryota; Metazoa; Arthropoda; Insecta; Hymenoptera; Formicidae. The record is from RefSeq and is a predicted model, not a curated record. The coding region runs from base 1 to 495 and encodes 164 amino acids. The transcript has 2 exons.